AUGACUGUCACAACGUCUACGCCCGCAGAGGGUCACCUGCGUCCACGGUUGUCGAGGUUGACAAUGGUCGCCAUGACCUUUGCCAUCCUCAAUACGUGGAUCGCGCUUGCUGGCUCAAUCGGCCUCAUUCUGCCAUCGGGUGGCUCAGUGGCUUUUCUCUACGGCUUCAUCUUUUGUGUCCUGUGCAACUUUGCCUUGGGUGCCAGCUUGGGCGAGAUGGCUGCAAUUUGGCCCACGGCUGGUGGUCAGUAUCAUUUCGUGUAUGCCAUCUGCAGUGAGAAGUGGAGGAAGUCAAUGAGUUUUUGGGUUGGCUGGACGAACAUCGCUGGAUGGCUCACUCUUGUCACAACAGAGGGAUUCUUUGCCUCGCAAUUUAUCUCUGCUGCUGCCGUGAUCGCGUCAAAUGAUGCGUACGAAGCAGAAGCUUGGAAGACUUAUCUGAUCUUCCUAGCUAUCUUAACUUUUACGACUGGAGGCAAUAUUUGGGGUAAUAAGAUCUUGGGCAGAUGGAAUGAUGCUGCGUUAUACUGGUCUCUUCUGGGAGUUGUUAUCAUCAGCAUCGUCCUGCUCUCCACUUCCAAGAAGACCAAGGCGGAUUUCGUCUUCACUGAGUUCCAAAACGAAACUGGCUGGUCAGAUGGCAUGGCUUGGAUCCUCGGUCUUUUGCAAUCGGCGCUGUCUCUUAUCGGGUUCGACGCUGCUCUUCACAUGACUGAAGAGAUGCCACGGCCGGCUGUCGAUGCACCUCGUGCUAUCAUGUAUGCAGUGGCUGUCGGCGGUGUCACCGGCACAGCCUUCAUUCUCGUCAUUCUCUUCUGCCUCGUCGACCCAGACACGGUCCUCUCCACCUCGAGCGGCAUGCCCAUCUCCGAGCUCAUCCUCCAGGCGACCGGCAGCCGCGCCGCCGCAACGAUCCUGACGCUUAUGCUUGCCAUUUGCUUCAUCAACGGCACCAACGGCUGUAUCACCAGCGCCUCACGCCUCAUGUACGCCAUGGCGCGCGAUAAAGGCAUCGUCUUUCCGCAGUACUUUGCCCACAUCAGCCCCACGCUCGACGUCCCUGUGCGCACACUCGUGCUGUGCUUCGUGUUUAACGUGUUAUUUGGAUUGCUGUACCUUGGUCCGAGCGUUGCGUUCAGUGCGUACGCGGCGAGUUGUACGAUUUUCUUGAACGUGUCGUAUGUGGUGCCAGUUAUUGCGCUGAUUGUGAGGGGGCGAAAGGUGCUGGCGCCGUUUCAGCAUGGCAGGUCGCUGUUUAAGCUGGGUGAUCACAGUGGUAUUGUGAUUAAUUGGAUUGCAGCGAUUUUCGUCGUCGUAACCUCUGUUUUCUUUUGCUUCCCCACCAUUCUGCCCGUGUCCGGUUCGGUUAUGAACUAUGUAUCGGUCGUCAUUGGAAUUUUCCUCGUCGUGAUUAGCAUUUAUUGGGUUGUCUACGGUAAACGCUUUGAAGGACCGAAAUUCGAUAUCAUCAUGGGUCACCAGCCUGGUGAUGUGGAGACGCCGCAAAGCAUUGAGGAGACAUCUGAGAGUGGGGAGGUUAAAGUCAAGGCUUGA
This is a messenger RNA of Phaeoacremonium minimum UCRPA7, 1554 nucleotides long. Its product is annotated as putative choline transport protein. Gene Ontology annotation, molecular function: transmembrane transporter activity. The transcript has 7 exons. Gene Ontology annotation, biological process: transmembrane transport. Gene Ontology annotation, cellular component: membrane. Lineage: Eukaryota; Fungi; Ascomycota; Sordariomycetes; Togniniales; Togniniaceae. The record is from RefSeq and is a predicted model, not a curated record. The coding region runs from base 1 to 1554 and encodes 517 amino acids.